UAAAUAUAUCUUUUUAGAAAAUCCAAUAUUUUUGUUCAAGUAUCACGUAUGUGUGUAUGUAUACAUCUAUCUAUCUAUCUAUCUAUCUAUCUAUCUAUCUAUCUAUCUACCUAUCUAUUUAUCUGUCUAUCUCAAAGAACGAUAAAAAAAUUAAGGUGGUGAUGAAGUGACUGCGGUAAAAGAAAAAAGAGAAGUGAGAAAGAAAAAGGAAAAAAAAAAAAAAGACGUUUAUGGUGACCCGUUGGAUGAAAUUAUGUGUAACAUGCUGCUGGCUGCAAAAUAAACUAUACAACCAGAAGAAAUUUGAAAAACUUAGCCACCUCAUGGUGAGACAAGAACUUUUUCCUGCUUCUGUCUUUCUAGAUGCUCUUUAAGUAACCUUAACUGAUACCAGCAAUGAUUUUUCUUAUCCUGACUUAGUUUUUUUUUUUUUUUCCGAAGUAAUUGUUGCUUUUUUUUUUUUUGGCAAUGACAAAGAAAAUCAAAACAAGACAAUUAAAUAUUUGUUUGUUUCAUUUUAAAGCUGACUGCUGGAUAACUGAAAAGAAGUUAAAGGACACAUACACACACAGAGACUAAUUAGGGUUGAGAAAAGUGCUAAAGUACUUUGUAUCUGUUUAGAAGUGUCAAUAGUUUAUUUUGUAAAGCUAAGGACAUCAACCAAUAUACUAUUUUCAGUUUACAAUAAAAUGCAAGAUGGAAGUCUUUUGGAUCAAUCCAUUUUCUGUGAAAACCUUUAUCACCCAGCAUCCCUCAGCUUCAGUGAUUUGCAUGUCCAGCAGGUGUCCACGAUGUCUGAUAGUGACAGUAGCCAGCAAGUUGAGCACUCCAGCCAACUUGGUGUACUAGGAGGACUUUGUAAUCAAAUUCCUCAACACUGUUCCACUACUAAUUUAUUGAAGUUUGGUGUGCCGCUGGCGGCCUGCACUGACUCAAGUGACUUAAUAAGUAAUAAUUCAACAGUGAAUAUAGUUGCCAGUAGCAACAACUGUAACGGAGAAAGCUGCAGUAGCGGACUGGGCACAUUGUAUUCUGCGAGUUUGGGUAAAGUUAUGGAUGGUGUUGGUGGGGUUGUAGUGGUUGGAGACAACGGAACAACAGGGGGCGACAACAGCAGCAACAAUACAGUGGGGUCUGGUGUUAACGGUAGUGAAACAAGCAGCAGUGUGACUGGAACUGCUGCUGUGGCAACAACAGCUGCAGUAGUGUGCAGCAACAAUAUCAGCAGCAGCAACAACAAUAAUAGUAGCACCAGUAACAACAGCAGCGGGGCUGGUAACAACUGCAGCAACAUUGCAAUUCCUAAUAACAGUAGCAACAAAAAGAAGCAAGCUCAGAUGCCACAGCAGCAGCAACAACAGCCAGGGACACCGGUUGGCUCUGGGUCAGUAUCAUCACAGCAGCCCACUACAGUAGCAGAUCAGCUUCUCGGGGGUGUGGUUUCAUCUCCAUUACACCUUGGUUUGACUACAGAUUCUGUUGCUCCAAAUCCAGCUGUUGGAGUGACGUCAAUGACUGCUGCAGGUGUAGCUGCUUCCUCUUCAUCAUCAUACUCAUCAUCUAUUACAUCUUCGUCAUCUUCACCAGCCUCAUCUUCCUCUGCUGCAUCAGUAGUGCCAAAUUUUUGGUCAACUGCAUCAGCUGAAGAUACUUUCCUGCAGGGCUUCCAGUCAUUAAAUGGAACUGUUGCCUUUCAGCAAUUUCCCCCUAACCCUAGUACCUUGUUUGGCACAGGGAUAACUGCUGCUGCACACAUGAGCAGCCUUGGACACAUGGCUGCUCAGCAGCAAGCUACAGCCCCUCAGAGACGAGCGAUAACAGCCCAUCAUAACUUUCAACAGCAGCAGCAACAACAGCGACAACAGCAGCAAGCAAAUAUUUUACUUAACACCUCUAAAACAUAUCCUGCAUGGAGUUCAGCACCUCAGCCAUCACUGUGGACCACAGCAACAGCAACAGCUCAGCCAGGGGGAGGCAAUAACAGUGGGAAUAGUCAAAGUGGCGGUGCAAGAACUCCAGGUGGCGGCACUGGUGUUCAAGGGCAAAGUACUAUUGUCAGUCCUGGGGUGACUAUGUCACAGUCACAGGGUGUGUCAUUAGCUUCUCAACAAAACCAACAUCACCAACAGCAAGCCGCUGCUGGUCUCUCUCCUUGGGCUAGCAUGCCUCAACAGCAGCCAGCAGCACAACAGCAUCAUCAGCAGCGUCGCUCUGUCCCAAGUAUAAACCCUCCUGUGGCUCCAAUUAAAAAACCAACUUUUCAAAGCCAGCCAGGACAACAACAGCAACAGCAGAGUGGUGGUAAUCCAGUAGGACCACAUGGCACUCAUUCUCACCAGGGUGCCUCCCUUGGACACCAAGGGCCUUUGAACCCUAACCAAGGCCAGUCUCAUCCCCAGCUUGGUCAGACUUCUCUCAUUUCUCCUUCCAAGUUCCGACGGAGUACAUCGUUCCCAGGUCAGAUGCAGCAGCAAGCAGCAGUUGGUGCAAAACCCUCUGUAGAAAUUACUAGUGUUGAUGACCAGCGGGAUGUUUUACUUGCAUACUCCAACAUUCCUAGAGAGAUGGUGUCAGACAAUGUGGUGCUUUGGACUGACGCAAGUCAUGUGGAGUAUCUUCCUGUGGACCGAGGAAAUAAUUUUGACAGCAUGCGCUUCACAGGUUUAGAGAGCCGGCUGUUGGAUUUAAUGAGGAGUAACACUGAGUCUCAUGAGCACUACAAAGCACGUGCUUACGGACGAAGAAGAGGAAAGUCCCCAUUUGGUUUCAAUGAAGAUAAUCAUCUGCUUGACGAUACAAGUCUGGACCAAACUGUUCCCAGUCUGAGUUCUCCUGCCCGUGGUUCCCCCAAUCCUCCAACUGCUCAGGAGAGGUUGGAGCGUUUUUCACGGAAAGUCUUUGUUGGAGGUUUACCCCCAGAUAUUGAUGAAGAGGAGAUUACAUCAGCAUUCCGACGUUUUGGUCCUUUAGUGGUUGAUUGGCCUCACAAAGCUGAGAGCAAGUCUUAUUUUCCACCUAAAGGCUAUUGCUUUCUGCUGUUUCAAGAUGAAAUGUCUGUGCAGUCAUUGAUUGAAGCCUGCAUCACUGAUGAUGAUAAACUAUACUGGUGUGUGUCCAGUCCUACUAUGAAAGAUAAACCUGUCCAAAUUAGACCAUGGAACUUGAGUGAUUCAGAUUUUGUGAUGGAUGGUAGCCAACCAUUGGAUCCGCGUAAAACAAUAUUUGUUGGUGGAGUUCCAAGACCACUAAGAGCAUUGGAGUUAGCUUUGAUCAUGGAUCGUCUUUAUGGAGGUGUUUGUUAUGCAGGCAUUGACACUGAUCCUGAAUUAAAAUACCCUAAAGGAGCUGGCCGUGUAGCUUUCUCAAACCAGCAAAGUUACAUUGCUGCAAUCAGUGCUCGCUUUGUUCAACUGCAACAUGCCGAUAUUGACAAGAGGGUCGAGGUGAAGCCUUACGUCUUAGAUGACCAAAUGUGUGAUGAGUGUCAAGGAGCUCGCUGUGGGGGAAAAUUUGCCCCCUUCUUCUGUGCCAAUGUGACUUGUCUGCAGUACUAUUGUGAGAAUUGUUGGGCCACCAUUCACACACGGCCUGGCCGAGAGUUUCACAAGCCACUUGUCAAAGAAGGGGCUGACCGACCACGGGCUGUCCCUUUCCGAUGGUGCUAGUUCGGACAUGCCAACACAUAAAAAUACCAGUCCAUGUUGGCUGUAUUUGAAAGAAGUAGAAUUGAGUUCUAGAUGGAUGAACACAAAUGUUUUAGAA
Messenger RNA from Octopus sinensis (East Asian common octopus), 3762 nucleotides. RefSeq names its product cytoplasmic polyadenylation element-binding protein 3. The record is from RefSeq and is a predicted model, not a curated record. NCBI's taxonomy places the organism in Eukaryota, Metazoa, Mollusca, Cephalopoda, Octopoda, Octopodidae. Gene Ontology annotation, molecular function: ribosome binding; mRNA 3'-UTR binding; mRNA regulatory element binding translation repressor activity. The coding region runs from base 690 to 3665 and encodes 991 amino acids. Gene Ontology annotation, cellular component: synapse; nucleus; cytoplasm. The transcript has 11 exons. Gene Ontology annotation, biological process: negative regulation of cytoplasmic translation.